AUGGUGAUGGCGAUGGCGGGAAGAAAUAUUGGGCAUGAGGAAAUAUCAGGGGAAAGUGCUAAAGGGUUGACCAAUUGUUUUCUUGGUAGUUGGUACACCGACGACGUUGACCUGAGAGUUCGUGAUGAUCAUUGGAACAUUCGCGUUUCUUCUUGCGCCGCCGUAAAGAUGCAGAUCUUUGUGAAAACUCUCACUGGCAAGACCAUAACCCUUGAGGUCGAAAGCUCGGACACUAUAGAUAACGUCAAGGCUAAGAUCCAAGACAAAGAAGGUAUUCCUCCCGACCAGCAGCGUCUCAUCUUUGCCGGAAAACAGCUGGAAGAUGGAAGAACUCUUGCCGACUACAAUAUUCAAAAAGAGUCGACCCUACAUCUUGUUCUCCGUCUACGUGGUGGCAUGCAGAUCUUUGUCAAAACCCUAACUGGAAAAACCAUAACCCUUGAAGUCGAGAGCUCGGACACAAUCGAUAAUGUCAAGGCCAAGAUUCAAGACAAGGAAGGCAUACCGCCCGACCAGCAAAGGUUGAUCUUUGCUGGGAAACAGCUUGAAGAUGGGAGGACUCUAGCUGAUUAUAAUAUUCAGAAGGAGUCGACGCUUCACCUCGUGCUUAGGCUGCGUGGGGGUGGUUGCUAG
Striga hermonthica is the source of this 633-nucleotide messenger RNA. Lineage: Eukaryota; Viridiplantae; Streptophyta; Magnoliopsida; Lamiales; Orobanchaceae. The record is from the annotation of a GenBank genome assembly.